CUGGACGGUAGCCGGCUGUAGUAACGGACUCUGUCUUUGUGUUCAUCAGAAUCAGCGGGGCGGUGACUGAUGGAUCCACUGGCUGAAGCUUAAGAGGAGACAAAGACAGAAGAGGACAGGCAGGAAGACAGGCAGGAAGACAGGCGGUCAGACAGGAAGACAGACAGACAGACGGUCAGAGAGACGCUAUGAUUGGAGACGGGCGCCGCUGGACCGGCAGCCUCGAGCUGAGGUAGCCCAGUGCUGAGGUGAGGCAGCUUGUGAUUGGUGGUUACCAUGGUACCCAGGCCGUCAUCAGGGGAGCUAUGGGGGCUCCACUUGAUGCCCCCCCGCAUCCAGGUGGACUGCUGCCUACCCAACGGGAUGAUGGUGAGUCUGGAGUGUCUCAGGGAAACUCCUCUCAUCAGCAUCAAGCAGCAGCUCUUCACUGAGGCCAGAAAGUACCCGCUCUACCACCUGCUGCAGGAGGAGUCAAGCUACAUCUUUGUGGGCGUGACCCAGGAGGCGGAGAGGGAGGAGUUUUACGAUGAGACUAGGCGGCUAUGCGACCUGCGACUGUUUCAUCCCAUCCUGAAGGUCAUCGAACCGCUCGGCAACCGGGAGGAGAAGAUCCUGAACCGUGAGAUAGGAUUUGCCAUCGGGAUGCCGGUCUGUGAGUUUGAAAUGAUGAAGGACCCGGAGAUUCAGGACUUCCGCCGCUCCAUACUGAGCGUGUGCAGAGAGGCCAUGGAGGAGAGGGAAGGGGGAGGGGCCCACAGCCAAGCGCUCUACGUUUACCCCCCCAAUGUGGAAUCCAGCCCCCAACUCCCACAGCACAUCUACAGCAAGCUGGACAAAGGGAGGUUGAUUGUUACCAUCUGGGUGAUCGUGUCUCCGUCGAACUCCAAACAGAAAUACACCCUAAAGGUGAGUCACGACAGUUUACCUGAGCAGCUGAUAGCAGAGUCCAUCAGGAAGAAAAGCCGAUCGAUGCAUCUCUCACCUCAACAGCUCCGCCUCUGUGUCCAGGAGUACCAGGGACAGUACAUCCUGAAGGUGUGUGGCUGUGACGAGUACCUGUUGGAGAAAUAUCCUCUCAGUCAGUACAAGUAUAUCCGCUCCUGUAUCAUUGUGGGUCGUCUUCCUCACCUGAUGCUGGUCUCCAAAGACAGUCUCUACUCUCAGCUACCUGCCUCUGGCUUUGUCACGCCUUCAUACAGUCGGCGGACUCCUCAGCCGUCUCCGUGUCCAGGAGGAGGUGAUGGUUCUCCUUCUCGCUCUCUGUGGGCCUUCAACACACUGCUGAGGGUCCGACUGCUCUGUGCCACCUACGUCAACGUCAACAUCAGAGAUAUCGACAAGAUCUAUGUGAGGACCGGGAUCUAUCACGGCGGAGAGCCGCUCUGUGACAACGUCAACACUCAGAGAGUCCCCUGCUCCAACCCCAGGUGGAACGAGUGGCUGACCUACGACAUCUACAUGGCUGACCUCCCUCGCUCAGCCAGACUCUGCCUGUCUAUCUGCUCUGUGAAGGGAAGGAAAGGAGCCAAGGAGGAGCACUGUCCUCUGGCCUGGGGAAACGUUAACCUAUUUGACUACACUGACAUUCUGGUUUCGGGUAAAGUGGCUCUGAGUCUUUGGCCCGUCCCUCAUGGUCUCGAGGACCUCCUGAAUCCCAUCGGAGUCGCUGGUUCAAAUCCCAACAAGGAGACUCCCUGUGUUGAGCUGGAGUUCUCCUGGUUUAAUCAGACUGUCAUGUUUCCUGAUGAGCAGCAGAUAGAAGAACACGCUAACUGGACCAUCAGCAGGGAGCUGGGCUACAACUACUGCCACGGACUGAGCAGUCGUCUGGCCUGUGACAGCAGUGUUUCACCAGGUGAUGCAGAGCAGCUUCGCUGUCUUUGCUCUAGAGAUCCUCUCUACGAGCUCUCAGAGCAGGAGAAGGACUUCCUCUGGAGACACAGACAUUACUGUGUAAACAUCCCAGAGUCUCUUCCUAAGCUGCUUUUGUCUGUCAAAUGGAACUCCAGAGACGAAGUGUCCCAGAUGUACUGUUUGUUGAAGGAGUGGCCCCUGAUGGAGCCUGAGUCGGCUCUGGAGUUGUUGGACUGUAACUUUCCUGAUCCGAUGGUCAGAGAGUUCGCUCUGCGCUGCCUGGUGCAAGGCCUGACGGACGACAAGCUGUCGCAGUACCUGCUGCAGCUCGUACAGGUGUUAAAAUAUGAGAUGUAUCUGGACAAUCCUCUGGCUCGUUUCCUGAUUAAGAAAGCUCUGACCAAUCAGAGGAUAGGACACUUCUUCUUCUGGCAUCUCAAGUCAGAGAUGCACAAUAAGACCGUGUCCCGGCGCUUCGGCCUGCUGCUGGAAGCUUUCUGCAGAGCCUGCGGCAUGUACCUGAAACACCUGAACAGACAGGUGGAGGCCAUGGAUAAACUGGUGAAUCUGACCGACACACUGAAACAAGAGAAAAAGGACGAAACACAGAAAACUCAGAUGAAGUUCCUGGUAGAACAUAUGUCUCGUCCUGAUUACAUGGAGGCUCUUCAGGGAUUUGUCUCUCCUCUGAACCCUGUUCACCAGCUGGGAAACCUCAGGCUGGAGGAGUGCAGGAUCAUGUCCUCGGCGAAGCGCCCCCUGUGGUUGAACUGGGAGAACCCCGACAUCAUGUCCGAGCUGCUCUUCACCAACAACGAGAUCAUCUUCAAGAACGGAGAUGACCUGCGCCAGGACAUGCUCACUCUGCAGAUCAUCAAGAUCAUGGAGAACAUCUGGCAGAACCAGGGCCUGGACCUGCGCAUGCUGCCGUACGGCUGCCUGUCCAUCGGGGACUGUGUGGGUCUGAUCGAGGUGGUGAAGAACAGUUUCACCAUCAUGCAGAUUCAGUGUAAGGGAGGUUUGAAGGGGGCACUGCAGUUCAACUCCAACACCCUGCACCACUGGAUCAAGGACAAGAACAGAGGAGAGGCGUAUGACCGGGCCAUCGACCUGUUCACCAGGUCAUGUGCAGGUUACUGCGUAGCAACGUUCAUCCUGGGAAUCGGAGACCGACACAACUCCAACAUCAUGGUGAAGGAGAACGGACAGCUGUUCCACAUCGACUUUGGCCACUUCCUGGAUCACAAGAAGAAGAAGUUUGGGUACAAGAGGGAGCGAGUACCCUUUGUCCUGACCCAGGACUUCCUCAUCGUCAUCAGUAAAGGAGUCCAGGAGUCCACCAAGACCAAGGAGUUUGAGAGGUUCCAGGAGAUGUGUUAUAAAGCCUACCUGGCCAUCCGGCAGCACGCCAGCCUCUUCAUCAACCUGUUCUCCCUCCUGCUGGGCUGCGGGAUGCCCGAACUGCAGAGCUUCGACGACAUCGCCUACCUGAGGAAGACCCUGGCCCUGGAGAAGAGCCAGCAGGAGGCGUUGGAGUAUUUCACCAAACAGAUGAACGACGCUCAUCACGGAGGCUGGAGCACCAAGAUGGACUGGAUCUUCCACACCAUCAGACACAUGCCCAACGAACACUGAUACAAACUUUAUAUAUAUACAUAUAAACACAUGUAGUAUGUACACUGCUCAGAAACAUUAAGGGACACUUAACCAUCACCGAGUAACAUCAAGUCAGUUAAACCUCAGGAGAUCAAUCUGUCUGCCUGCAACAUCAUCCAGCAGGACCGCUUUGGCGGUGAUGGUCUGGGGAGGCAUACCUUUGGAUGGUCGCAAAGACCUCAACGUGCUGCUGUUGGGAGACACUUUCAGACCUUAGGUCCUGGUCAACGUGCUGCUGUUGGGAGACACUUUCAGACCUUAGGUCCUGGUCAACGUGCUGCUGUUGGGAGACACUUUCAGACCUUAGGUCCUGGUCAACGUGCUGCUGUUGGGAGACACUUUCAGACCUUAGGUCCUGGUCAACGUGCUGCUGUUGGGAGACACUUUCAGACCUUAGGUCCUGGUCAACGUGCUGCUGUUGGGAGACACUUUCAGACCUUAGGUCCUGGUCAACGUGCUGCUGUUGGGAGACACUUUCAGACCUUAGGUCCUGGUCAACGUGCUGCUGUUGGGAGACACUUUCAGACCUUAGGUCCUGGUCAACGUGCUGCUGUUGGGAGACACUUUCAGACCUUAGGUCCUGGUCAACGUGCUGCUGUUGGGAGACACUUUCAGACCUUAGGUCCUGGUCAACGUGCUGCUGUUGGGAGACACUUUCAGACCCUACCCUGGUGCAGUGGGUCCGGGGUUCCUCCUGGUGCAGGACAGUGUCUGGCCUCAUUAAUGCCAUUGACUGGCCCUCACGUUCCCCAGACCUGAACCUCUGGCACGUUAUGUAUCGGUGCAUCCCACAUCACCAAGUACCACCGCAGACUGUCCAGGAACUUACUGAUGCCCUGAUCCAGGUCUGGGAGGAGAUCCACCAGGACACCAUCCACGGUCUCAUGACCACGACGUUAUUGGCAGUAGAACCAGCCACUGGGAGGCCGAACACACUGCCGAGUCACAUGAUGAUGAUGAAAGUCUUCAGCUCGGAUCAGCCUGUGGUUUCAGUUUUUUACUUAACCCAGCCCUGAGUCGCUUGGUGAAUUUUCAUUUUGUUGUUUAAGUACGCAGUGUACACUGAUCCGUUCAUCGAGUGUUCCCUUCAGGUUAUUGAGCAGUGUAGAAACACAACACUAUAAAUACAACAUAUACUGUAUACUCUAACGCACACACUGUGUGUUCACUGCACUACGAUGAGGAUGGAAGUGUCUGAAUGGGAUGGUUGUCAUAGCAACAGGAAUCUCAGGGUCACAGGUCAGAGGGCAGGUUGAGGAAGCCAAAGGCAUGCUGGGAAAAGACGAUGAUGAUGAUGAUGAUGUCGUAAAUGUCUUCCAGUCGGUGCUACAGUUAGCCUGUUAGCUUUGCUAGCUGCUCUGAAAACAGACAGAUUUUUAAAGGAAACAAACUUUAUUGUUGAGGCGAACAUUUGAAUCAAACUUUAUUGAGAAGUAACUUUAUGAACCGACGGUUGUUGGUAGAAUUUGAACAAAGCCAGCUUUAUUGAAAACCAGCAAAGUGAACACUGGUCACUGUGAGAGCAAUAAAACCUCACAUAACUGAUCAAUACUUUGAUUAUGACAAUCAGGAGUUCUGACCAAUAGGAAGGCAGAGCUCACCAGCUGUGGGCGGAGUCAUGGUGAUCAAGAACAAACGAACCAAUCAUGUUUAACAGGUUCAGACGGACUCCAGAACAGCCAAUAGUCUGCAGUUCAAACAAACAGUAAUAUCAUGAUAUCCAGUCCAGAUAAUUUAAUAUAUAUCAGUUAUUGAUCGUUUUCUCUCAAAGUAUUCUGCUUUUAUUUAUAUGGCACCUUUAUUUUUAGA
Messenger RNA from Micropterus dolomieu (smallmouth bass), 5319 nucleotides. RefSeq lists its product as uncharacterized. Bases 277 to 3489 code for a protein of 1070 amino acids. Gene Ontology annotation, cellular component: plasma membrane; cytoplasm; phosphatidylinositol 3-kinase complex, class IB. Gene Ontology annotation, molecular function: 1-phosphatidylinositol-3-kinase activity; 1-phosphatidylinositol-4-phosphate 3-kinase activity. The record is from RefSeq and is a predicted model, not a curated record. Gene Ontology annotation, biological process: phosphatidylinositol-mediated signaling; cell migration; phosphatidylinositol 3-kinase/protein kinase B signal transduction. The transcript is spliced from 28 exons. NCBI's taxonomy places the organism in Eukaryota, Metazoa, Chordata, Actinopteri, Centrarchiformes, Centrarchidae.